Rasamsonia emersonii CBS 393.64 is the source of this 1503-nucleotide messenger RNA. RefSeq names its product L-lactate dehydrogenase (cytochrome). The record is from RefSeq and is a predicted model, not a curated record. Gene Ontology annotation, molecular function: oxidoreductase activity; heme binding. NCBI's taxonomy places the organism in Eukaryota, Fungi, Ascomycota, Eurotiomycetes, Eurotiales, Trichocomaceae. The transcript has 2 exons. Bases 1 to 1503 code for a protein of 500 amino acids.
AUGCGGCUGAAGGCUCGUCUCUCCUCUUUCCCCGCAUUCGUCCGCAUACUGACCGACCUCGCAGUCGCCAAGCACAACACCCCGGACAGCUGCUGGGUGAUUCUAUACGGCAAAGUCUACGAUGUCACCGACUUCCUGUCCAGUCAUCCCGGCGGCGCCAAGGUCAUCCUGAAGCUGGCCGGCAAGGAUGCCACCGACGAGUACGACCCCAUCCACCCGCCUGGCACUCUCGAGGAGAACCUCAAACCCGAGGCCCUGCUGGGGACCGUCGACCCCGCAACCCUGCCCAAGCCCACCGCAGAGAAGCAGCCUGAGGAGCAGAAGCAGGGCCCGCCGCCCGUCGAGACCCUGCUGAACAUGGACGAGAUCGAGCAGGCGGCCACCCAACAGAUCAGCCACAAGGCCUGGGCCUACUACUACUCCGCGUCUGAUGACCUCCUCACGAAACGCUUCAACACCGAAGUCUACCGCUCGAUCCUCCUGCGCCCGCGCGUCUUCAUCGACGUCACGAGAUGCGACCUGUCCACCUCGUUUCUGGGUCACAAAGUCGGCAUGCCCAUCUACGUGUCGCCCGCCGCCAUGGCCCGUCUGGCCCAUCCCGCCGGCGAGGCGGGCAUCGCUGAGGCCUGUCGCAGCUUCGGCGCCAUGCAGAUCAUCUCCAACAACGCGUCCAUGUCGCCCGAACAGAUCGUCAAGGACGCCGCGCCCGACCAGGUGUUUGGCUGGCAGCUGUACGUCCAGAUCGACCGCAAGAAGAGCGAGGCCAUGCUAGCGCGCAUUAACAAGCUCCCCGCGAUCAAGUGCGUGGUGCUGACGCUCGACGCGCCGGUGCCGGGGAAGCGCGAGGACGACCAGCGCAGCGACCGGGCGGCCAGCUCCACGAGUCCCGUGAAAAAGGAGGAGGCGGCGGAUGGCACGCCGGUUCUCAAGGAAGGCGGUGGUGGUGGCGUGGGCAUGCAGCUGUUUGCAGGCACCGAUCCGUCACUGACGUGGAAAGAGACGUUGCCCUGGCUGGCGAAGCAGACCAAGCUGCCCAUUGUCCUGAAGGGACUGCAGACACAUGAGGAUGCGUACAUCGCGUCGCUUCAUCCGCAGGUGAAGGGGAUCAUCCUGUCGAACCACGGCGGACGGGCGCUGGACACGGCUCCGCCGGCGGUGCACACGCUGCUGGAGAUCCGCAAGUACUGUCCGGAGGUGUUUGACAAGCUGGAAGUGUGGGUGGACGGAGGCAUCCGCCGGGGGACGGACGUGGUCAAGGCGUUGUGUCUGGGGGCGCGAGGCGUCGGCAUCGGACGGCCCGCGCUGUGGGGGUUGGGCGCGGGGGGCGUCGAGGGUGUUCGCCGGACGCUGCAGAUCCUCGCGGACGAAACGAAGACCUGCAUGCGGUUGUUGGGGGUGGAGAGGGUCGAGGACCUGGGGCCGCAGCAUAUCAACACGCGCAUUGUCGAGCAGCAGAUCUACGACGGGCCGUCGGGGCUGGACAAGGUGCGGUCGAAGCUGUAG